AUUAAGAAAGGGAACAAUGGUAGCUACUUUUGGGUUUGGGAUAUAAAAAAGGUCUGUAAACCCAACCCAGUGAAGCACCAGAGAUUUUGCAGAUCAAUUCGUCUCUGAGUAACGCCGGAGAUGGAUCGGCAAGCACACGAUUACGCCGCCGCCUCUGCCAUGGCUUAUGCCCAGCAGCAGCGUGGGGUAAAUCCACAGCAGCAACAGCAAGGGUUUGGAUACCCUCCUCCUCCUCAGCAGCAGCAGCAACAACAACAGCAGCAGUUCCCUCCUUUCAUUCCCCCGCACCCGUCGAUGCAGCAAUUCCCUUACCAAGUCCAUCCCCACCUUCAUCAUCUCCAACAGCAGCCCCCGUCCGCUUAUCCCUCCCUCAUGGGCCCUCCGCUUGUGCCUCCGCCUUUCCACGCUUCUUACGAUGCCGGGGCGGGUGCACCGCCUCCACCAUUACCAGCUGCUCCUCCUUCGGACCCAGAGCUUCAUAAGCGAAUCGAUAAAUUGGCUGAGUAUGCUGCGAAGAAUGGGCCUGAAUUUGAAGCCAUGAUACGGGAAAAGCAGCAAGAUAAUCCUGAUUACGGUUUCCUGUUUGGUGGGGAUGGCCAUGGUUACUACCGUUAUAAGCUUUGGCUAUGUACAAGAGGCGCAGGUGGUGGGUCAUUCAAUCCGCCGUUUCCUCCUUCGUCUAUACAUAUGAUGCGUCCUCCUCCGAAUCCCAUGUUGAGCCCGUCUCACUUGAGUGCACCUCCUCCAAUAAUGGGUGGUCCCCAAAUGCAUCAACCACCGUAUUUCUAUGAGCAUCAACAUCCUCAGCCUUUUGGCUCUUACGGUAGACCAGACUAUGAUCAGUCUUCCAAGUCUUUUAAAGGGCUUUCGGGUCCGCUACCCUCCGAUGUUGCGGUGGAGUUAAGUAAUGUGCUUAUUACUCUUAAUGGCACCAAAGAGUCUAUCAAAGGUGCCAAGUUUUGGUUCAUGCAGAGGUCUAUAUUUGCACCGGCUUUGGCUGAGGCACUUAGAGACAGAGUAUUCUCUGUGGACGAUUCCGAAAGGCAACUCCAUAUAAUUUACCUUGCUAAUGACAUUCUUUUCGAAAGUGUGCACCGAAGAACUGGUGAUGAACUUGAUAAUGAGGCACUUGCAUUCAAGCCUGUCUUAGGUCCCAUGCUUGCAAGGAUCUUCCAUAAUCCUCAAAUUCAAGAGGAAAACCAGUCAAAGUUACAACAGCUUUUACAGUUAUGGGCGUCCAAUAACAUUUAUGAUCCAGAUACUAUUAAUGCCUUACGAAAUGAGAUGAUUGGUGGAGAGUCGGCCAAUUCUUUUGCUGGAUCCUCAAGUGCUGCAGAUUUAGCUUCUGGAUUACCACAGCAGAUGGCAAAUCAUAACUUGUCUCAAUGGCAGCCUGAACGGCCAGGUUCCGUUACUGGUUUAGGAGACCAAGAGCACGAUAAACAUGCAGCCCCUGGUCAAAACAUGCCAUCAUUGGUUGCAUCCCAGCAAUUUCUUCCAAAUUCAGUCCCUCCUGGUGCUUUUGCAGGCUCCAUCCCCAUACCAACCUCUAUUCAAGCAGCAAGUCAACAUGCUGCAGGCCCUUUAUUGCCAUGCCAAGCUGCUAACAGCGGUGAAAAGGUACCACCAUAUCCUUUGUUCCCGCCUGGUCUAAUUCCAGGAAUGGUCAGAAAGAUGCAGAUUGGCAGUGGAGUGCCUUACUCUUCGAUGAGUCCUUUGGACAUCCCAACUGUCAUACCUCCAUCCAGUAUUACACAAUCAGAAGUUCUUGAAAGAGUGUCCAAAUUCUUUAAAGAGAUUGGAGAAGUUAACCCUUCUGAAGGGCCCCUUAAAUCUGAUGCUGGUGAUUUUGAUGAGGAGUAUGAGAGAGAGUACGAAAGAGAAGCUUCUUCACGGAAGGGAGGGGCUUGCAUUCCCCCACCACCAAACCUGCAAUUGGACCCUGAGACAGGGACAUAUGCUGAUGGAAGUGUAGAUCGUAAACCUGGAUUUGGUAGCUCGGGAAGGUUAGGGCUCGGUGCUGCAGCUAAUCCUAAUGAAGUAAGUCAGUACGAUGAUGUUUAUACUUCUUACAGGAAACAAAGAAGCACCAAUUACCAUUCAUCCAUGAGCGCUAGAACCGCGGCAAAGUAAAACCAGCUUUGAGUGGAGGGUGGUGGCACUGGCAGGUUUACUUAUUUGAUUGUAAUUUUUUUUUAUUGGGUACCUGGAAUUCAGCUUGCUACGUACAUGUGUAGGAAUACAUCAAGAUUGGUUCCUUUGGGGUUGUAGUUGUACCCUUUUGGAGUUUUGAUUUAGAUUCAUAUUUUAUUGACCCCAAUUUAGAUUCAUGUAUUGAUUGGCAUACAACAUCAAUAGUUUAUAAACAUGCGAAGUUUCUUUCA
This is a messenger RNA of Cannabis sativa, 2384 nucleotides long. RefSeq lists its product as uncharacterized. Gene Ontology annotation, cellular component: perinuclear region of cytoplasm. Gene Ontology annotation, biological process: intracellular calcium ion homeostasis; RNA processing. The transcript has 3 exons. NCBI's taxonomy places the organism in Eukaryota, Viridiplantae, Streptophyta, Magnoliopsida, Rosales, Cannabaceae. The record is from RefSeq and is a predicted model, not a curated record. Gene Ontology annotation, molecular function: RNA binding. The coding region runs from base 121 to 2133 and encodes 670 amino acids.